AUGAGUUUGGGUGCACGCGCCACCAAGGGUGGUGCGAAGGCAGGCAAGGAGGGCAAGCACGCGCCAGAGAAAGGCAAGGGCACAGACAAACCACAGCCCAAGGAGAAGGUCAAGCCACAGGCAACCACAGAACAGCUCCGGAUGGCUCACAUGAUAGACCGUAAAAGCGAAGACGCUUCCGACGUCCGCAGAAUGGUCCUUGAGCUGAUGGAGAUGACGUGUCGCACGGAGGAGGAGGUGUGCUCGGCGCUGCACGACUCCGACAACGACAUGGUGGCCGCCUGCAACCUGCUGCUCGAGGAGAGCCCCAGGAUACAGGGCGAGUGGCAGACCAGCGAGAAAAAGAAAAAGAAACCACCCGCUGCCGGCAACGGGGAGCUCGAAACACGCGCGCGCGCGCCCAACAACAGACCUCGUCGCGGCGAAGGCGAAGGCGGUCGCGGGGGCGGCGCGGCGGGCGCGACCCGAGGCGGGCGCGGGGGCGUGGGCCGCGGCGGGGGCGCGGGCCGGGGGCGCGGGCGCGGCCGGGGGCGCGGCGCGGCGCGGGGGCAGCGCCCGCGGCCCGACCACGACACCUGGCCCGACACCGGGCCCGCAGGCAACAACUUGGGCGACACGUUCCCCGCCACAGAAGACUGGGACAACGAGGAGUGGGCUGGAUCCAUAGAUAGCAAGGUGUUCGUUCCGAGUGCCAGCGCCGCGCCGGCCGAGCCGUCGGCCGGUCCACCCGCCAAUCCACAGCAGGAGGAUUGGGACACGCCGGAGACCAACGGGCCGACGGAGAGCCAUAUUGGCACCUACACCUACCACAACACUCAUCACCACCACUCGCUCAUUGACCAACAACCGGCGGCGGCGGCGGCGGCGGCGGGAGUAACAGCCGGCGUGGCGGCGGCCAGCCGCGUGUCGCCCGCCGAGCCCGCGCCGGAGCCCGCGCCGACGCACGCGCCGCACGACGCCUACCACCAUCACCAGCAGCAGUACCCAAGCAGCAUGGAGGCGAGCGCGCAGCCGAUGGGCAUGUCGGGCAGCCUGUCCGCCGCGCAGUCGCAGUACCUGUCCCAGCUCACGCAGCAGUCGCAGCGCCGCGACAACAGCGUGUACACAGCGCCUUACGGUGUGUACGGCGGAGACAUGGCGGCGCAGCGCAAACCGCAGCGGGCGAGAGUGCCUCCGCCGUCGAAGAUCCCGAUGUCGGCGGUGGAAAUGCCGGGCGGCGGCGAGGGCGGCGCGGCGCUGUUCCUCGACGUGCAGUUCGGCGCGCUCGAUCCAGACGCGCUCGACACGCAGCAAGUGACGUCACAAGCGGAAACUCAGCCGGUGUCAAGUAGUCACGAAACAACAACGGAAGCGCCUACUACUACUAAUUAUCCUAAUUCUAAUAGUAUGCAACAGUUAAGCGAGACGCUCUCGUCGGUGGUGGAAUCAGCGCCAACGACGCAAGCGCCCGUCACGACAGAAUCUCCAGUCACCAACGCCACCUCAUCGGUGGAGAAGCAGUUAAGCGCGUCGAUGAAGCAGUUGUCAGUGUCAGCAGCGGACGCAGUUGCAACAACGGCCGCGCCGCAGCAGCACCUAAGCUCACACCAUAGGCCCAAGCAGACGGGCGCGCAAAAUGUGUACGCACAGCACGCCGUCAGUCAUCAUCCGCCUGUAUACGGAGCCAACGUCUACGCGCCGCAGGUGAACUCAACGAACGCGUCGCUAACGGGCGCGAGCGCAGCCAUGACCGCCGCGUAUCCGUCCAGCGUCACGCUCACGCAGUACCAGCCCAUGAUCAACUCCUACCAGCAAACGUCAUCGUCAGCGGCAGGCUACGGCGGCAGCGCGCUAUACACGGCGGCGCCGUACUACGCGCCCGCUGCGCACGCGCCACACACGCCGCCUACGAAGCACUCGCACGCGCCGCACGCACAGUACGACAGUUCGGUGACGCCUAGCAGUAGCCUAACGAGCACGUCCACGACACAAACCUCCACAGCCAAAGUAGCCACAACCACCACAUGUGAGUACAUUAUGUAG
Ostrinia nubilalis (European corn borer) is the source of this 2022-nucleotide messenger RNA. RefSeq names its product protein lingerer-like. Bases 1 to 2022 code for a protein of 673 amino acids. Gene Ontology annotation, cellular component: nucleus; cytoplasm. The record is from RefSeq and is a predicted model, not a curated record. Gene Ontology annotation, molecular function: protein binding. The transcript is spliced from 19 exons. NCBI's taxonomy places the organism in Eukaryota, Metazoa, Arthropoda, Insecta, Lepidoptera, Crambidae.